Aplysia californica (California sea hare) is the source of this 2377-nucleotide messenger RNA. RefSeq lists its product as uncharacterized. The coding region runs from base 125 to 685 and encodes 186 amino acids. The transcript has 4 exons. Lineage: Eukaryota; Metazoa; Mollusca; Gastropoda; Aplysiida; Aplysiidae. The record is from RefSeq and is a predicted model, not a curated record.
AUGAUAAGGACGGAGAAUUGGAAAGGGAAGCUUUUACUUUGAGCCUCUUCAAGACACUACAAAGAAAAAAAAGUUUGAUCCCUCUGUUUUUUUUAAAUGCAUCGGUUUCUUCAGUCAAAUCAUCAUGUCAAAGCCUAUUAAAGACACACUUAUUCUUCAGACAGGAGGUACAAUCGACAAGAUUUACCCUCAACAACCUGGUGCAUAUGGCUUUGAAAUUGGACAACCUGCCAUGGAAAACAUAAUGUCCCGUAUUUCGCCUGGAUUUCCUUUCCUGUUUGAAACAGUAUGCACAAAGGACAGCCAAGAAAUUACUGAUGCUGACAGGGAAGACAUUUUGCGCUUUGUCGUAGAAGGGGAUCAGCAACUUAUUCUGAUCACGCAUGGAACAGACACUAUGUGUGAGACGGCACGCUACUUAGUGCGAGCUGGAGUUGGCCAAGGCUCUAAUUUUGGACCUGGAGUUGGAGAAAAAGUCGUGGCUAUAACUGGGGCGUUCAAGCCGGAAUGCAUGAAAGACACAGAUGCAGAUUUCAAUGUUGGCUUUGCUUUGGGAUUUCUGCAAGCCUCUUCUGCACCCGGAGUCUAUGUGGUCAUGAAUGGGUGUGCCAUCCCUGGAGCUCAUGCAAUAAGAAACCAAAACGGAAAGUUUGUUGAUGACCGUGAUGUCCUCUCCAGGUUUUGAUGUUUUUUGGGGGUGAGCUACAGGUCAAACAUUUAAAGUUAUACAGCGUCCCAGGUCCUGUGCUGUAUAUACAUUUAUAGACAAUUUCCAAAAAGCUAGACGAAUGAGCCAUAUUUAAAAGCUUGGCUUUAUUAAACAAAAAACGCACUACUUGUCCAAGUGGCAGACAGAGACUGGUGAUAAUAGACAAGUGGACGGACUCUGGAUACUACACAGCAACACGGCACACUGAGCAACACUCACAAACACCAUGACAGACGAGAUGGGUGAACAGAGACGCAACAGGAGAAAUUAGAUAUCACCACAAUAUUAUAUGUAUCAAAUUCUUUUUUUGCUAUUUGUUAGGUUCCCACAGUGACCACCUGCCUAGCUUCCCUGGCUACAGGCUUCAGUUAAUUAAGUUAAAUGAUUGUAAUUUGAAUACUUUAUGGAGAUAAAUGAGUAGAAGCUCAGAAAGCUGCAAAGGAUAAAUUUUUUUUAAGCAAUGAGAAAAUCUGUUACAGGUCACUGGAAAGUUUUAAGAUUCGAACAAUUUACGUCUAGUGUUGGUUGUCACAUUUUUGUUCCUAUGUUCAUUUAGAAAUAUCUGAAGUAAUAACUGAAAUAAUCAGGAAAAUUGAACAGUUGAACAGUGAAAUACUCAGAAAAUGGAGGUGAAGAAGGAAAAUCAAGGAAUGUAGUAGGAAAAAGUUAACAAAAACUUGAAGCCUUCUACAUUGGUUCACAUCACAUGUUUUGGAAAUAUAAGCAUUAGUCCACGGUUAAGGUAGUUGCUUAUCACUUUGACAUACACCAGGUUUCUGACACUUUUGACCCAAGAAUUGGACUUGUUCUGCUAGUCUUCAUAGAAACAGGCUUAAAACUUACUAGUGCUUUUUGUUCUCUUUUCACCUGUUAAAAAUGUUUUGACGGAUGAAAAUGAAAAUUGAGGUUGCUCACCAAUUUUAGCUAUGGGGCUAGAAUAUUAAAUUAAUACCAAUUCUAAUAAAUCAAUCAAUCAAUAAAUCAAUCAAUGAUUACCUUCUGAGCUGUUAGACUCUUUGGAGAUCUGGAAUGAGACAGCAAAAGGGAAAGAAAAAACAAGGUAACUGAAAAUCCUUGGCAGAUGAAAACCAUUUGUUGCACUGUGCAUUCUUCAAUAGUGCCCGGAAAUGUGAGAGCAUAAUAAGUAACAAGUGAUUCCUGCUUUCAUCGUAUUGAUAUUCUUUUUUUAAUAAUAGCACGAACAGUUUAUAUUUGUUGAGAAAUCUUUGUUAUUCAAGAGUCAUUUAUUUACCUGUGUACAUUGUUUAUAGGAAUUUUUGAAAUUAUAUUUACCUUUUCAAGAGAGAGAGAGCGAGAGCGAGAGAGAGAGAGAGAGAGAGAGAGAGAGAGAGAGAGAGAGAGAGAGAGAGUAUUUACCAAUAUUUUUUUAAUGCUUGUCUGUAAGUCCUCUUUGAAAUGCUGGAAGUGCUUUUUUUUGUUUUUUCUGGUUUUUUGUUUAUUUCACUGUGGAAGCGAUGAGCUUGGAAUAAUUGAGGAUGUAUCUUUAAUGCCCUUGAUUAAAAGGUUAGAUCUACUGGAAAUGAAAGUCAAUUUAUGUGAAUAACUGUUAUACUUUCUAUUAUUUUUUGCAAAUUAAAAACAUAUUGGGAGUAAAAAUUCAAUAGACAGUGGCCUUUGUCUAACAGAAACCGAAGUUAUUAAGAGGAA